CACAGGAAAACCAGAAUCCAUGUUCAGAGUCAUCUGAUCUUGAGGAAUUGACACAGCAUGGCUAACAAUCCCACAGAAUUCAGAAACAACACUGGAUUUUUAAAAGGCAGCUUUAUUUUUUGUGAUGGAUUUGAAGCAGAUUAAAUUAUAGAAAAGGAUAGGCUAUCAGGUCAUGAUUUGUAUGCUACAGCUGUCCAGUUUGAGUUGACAGACACUCUUUGCAUGGCCUGUGGACUAAAUAAUAAAGACAGAGAAAAACUCUGAGCUGGACAGUAAAAAAUAAAUAAAUAAAUAAAAUUGUAAAAGAGUGUAUGUAGAGGAAAUAAAUGAAUGCAAUAACAACCAAAGCUGAUGGAGUUACUCACUAGAACAAUUAAUUGAGUUCCUUUUAAAACUUUCUAAAAUGAAGGUAUAAAAGGAACCAAGUUGGUUCAUAGACCAGAACCUCACUUCAAAUUGGACUAUUCCUUCCAUAAGCAGGACGUGCGGACAAUCAUGAAAGGUGACCUCUUUUUGGUUUCAAGUAUUAUUGUACUAUUGCAUAUGGUAUGUGGAUGCCCAGAAAACUGCCUAUGCCAUCAAGCUUCAAAGACAGUGGAUUGCAGGAAUCAAGGACUUGUUGAAAUUCCCUCACGCUUACCUCCUGAAACUCUGAUAUUACAGUUGCAGAAUAACCAGAUUUGGAGAAUCAAUCAAAAUGCAUUCAGUGAAACCCCUUUGCUCAAAAUUGUAGACUUGUCAAAUAAUUCUCUUUCAAAUUUGUCAUCGGGUGCUUUCCAGGGACUACAAUACAUACAGGUUCUAAACCUAACCAAGAACCUGAUUCGCUACUUAGACAACAAGACUUUCAGUUCGCUCCCUCAAUUAAAAGAACUGGACCUGUCAUUCAACAAUAUAUUAAAUUUGCCUGAAACUCUAGGAAAUAAUACAGGAAACAUAACUUUAUUGUCGGUUAAGUAUAACAAGCUUCAGAAACUGGACAGAAUUCUGCUGGAAUCCCUUCCAAACCUGAAAGUUGUUCUUUUCAAGAAUAAUCCCUGGCAAUGCACUUGUCAUGUCAUUGGCCUUAAACUGUGGUUGGAAAGCUUUUUAUACAGAGGAGGAAUAAGUGACGGCAUUAUAUGCUCAACACCAGAAAAUCGGAAGGGAAAGGACCUCCUCAAAGUUCCUUAUGAGAUGUAUGGGGCAUGCCCACCUACAGCUACUCAUGUUCAUCCAGCUAAUAUUCAUCACCAUAACUCUGAGCACAGAAGUUCUCUGAAGCAUGCUCAGCACAAUGAAAAUGAAGAGAGUAGCCAUUCAGACUGUGAACCUAAACCAAAGCCAAAGCCGGUUAGUUUGCGUCAUGCAAUUGCCACCGUAGUGAUAACUGGAGUUGUCUGUGGAAUUGUAUGUCUAAUGAUGUUGGCAGCUGCUGUGUAUGGUUGUGCCUACGCUGCAAUUACUGCUAAAUACCACAGAGAAAACUUGGCCCCAGUAACAGAGCAGGGGAGUUCUGAGGAAAAAGAGCCAUUUGAUAGUUCCUUGGCUUAAGUUACUUUUGACCUUUGGUUUCACUCAAGUAAGACUCCUCAUUUCAGUCAGAAGCUUAGUGUCAAAUAGGACUGAUUUACUUGUUACUCCUGUAUUUGCUUUUUCCACAUUAAAAAAGUUUUUGUAAAAUAGAAGUUCAUUCCUGGGAAAUGAUUGAUGUUGAGAGGUUAAUCAGAUGAAAUAAAUAUUUUUUUGUGCAUGCAUACAUUCUGAAGUAUUACCUGAGGACGUGAGUUUGAGAUUAAUUAAAUCUUUAUGGUACCACUUUAAAAAUUUCUGUUCAACAUCAACUAUUCCCUUGUGUAACAUUAAUUCAAUAUAUUGCAAUUAGAGACAGUCACUAGAUAUCACAAGUGAGAUUUCUCGAAUGGAAAAAACAAAGCAAUUUUAAAUGUCUUGGUAAACCUUGCCUAAUACAUACCUAAUGAACAUGCCACAAUAACCUUUAAGUACAGGCCAUGCUACAUAGUAGUAGAAUUGGCCAAAAUGUUCACUCCAAGUAAAUGACCCAGCAAUUUUUCUAAACAAAUAAUCUGCAAGCACAUUUUCCCCUAUUCAACCUUCUUGACUAGUUAAACAUCUUAAUGUAGCAUCCACCACGUAGUUUUUAAGAUGUAAAAUCCAUAAUUAACUAUAGCAAUUCAGGUCUAGGCCAUAUCCAAAGAAAGAAACAUCGUUCUCUUACUUGGGGAACAGUAAACAGGUGUGGGGAUGAUGGGGCAAGAUGGAAGAGAAAGGUUGCAUCACAGCAUUAUGAAACAAGAAUUUGAGAAAGGGCAUUGAUAAAAUAUAACAAAAUAUACACAUAGAAGCUACCCUUUAUUCCUCAACAAAAGACUAAUACACAUAACCACCACAGAGACUUCUCAUUAUCUUAAUUCGUAAAACUUCAAUUUGGCAACAUUCAUAACAGGAAUAACAAUGGAUUUGGUACUGAAAUUAAUAUAAUUGUGUGUUUGCAUAGUCUCAUUUUUUUUCUGAUGGCUGGUUAGAUUCCCCAGAGAGUCUAACCUAGCAGAGUGUUCCAGCAGCAGAAAGUUUGCUGUAAGAGGAAGUUGCAGCCACAAAAUCCUCAACACCAGAAGGGAAAGGAUAUCCUUAAACUGCAGAAACAUUUUUCACAUAAAAUAUUUGAUUAGGGAGCUCACUGCACCAUUUAAAUCUAGCAUUAGAUUAUUAUAAUAGGUACAUCUACAUUUUCUAGCCUGGAUUUCAUUUUCAGAAUUAGCAUUUUGCAACAAAAAAGGAAGCUCUUCUUAACUAGGGUAGUAAUACAAGGGUAUUGGAUAGAAUUUUACCAUCAGUGCACUAAAUCAAAAGCCUGAGUGCCAAACCAGUCAAAGGCCUUUUACACAUUUACACACACACGUCACCCAUGCAAUCAGAAUGCAGAUGUAAAGCUGAAAUGUUUUAAAGCUCCAAUUGAUUUCAGUGGAGCCAGGAUUUCACAGACAGUGAUCCCAGUAACCUAGGACUCAAAAGUGGCACUUUAAAGUACAAAUACCCUCAGAUUUCCAAGAGGUUAUCCUGCAAAGAGAGACCAGACAUGAAAUUCUUGAUAUUUUUAAAGUUAAAAAAAGGAAGCAGAGCCUCUGCAGUGCUCAGCCCUUACAAAACUCAUACCAACCUACCAAAAACACUUACACCCUCUUCCUAAAGCAGCAAAAAAGACAUAAAAUGAUUUUUAAAUAUCUUUAUUAGGGAGCUUUUAAGUUGCUUUGGGCAUUUCCAUGUGAAAUUCUGCCAUAAAGCCAGAUCAUUCUUACUUCCAUUAAUGCAUUCUUUUGUGUGACUAGAGCAGGUCAAUCCAUACUAAAUGUGUCACAUACAUUCUAACAGGCUGUAUGUUCAAAAUGCAGAAACAUCACAUUAUGUUUUGAAAAAAUUGUAGAGAUUUAUAAAUUCAGCCCAUGGUUGCCACAAACAGCCAUUUAAGAUGAUAAUGUUUACUAACAUUUUAAAUGUCAGCAGACUUUCAAUAGAGAAAAGUAUAGAGCCAAUCAUUUAAAUUAACAAAUGCAAACUUAUAAUUUUGCAAUAAGAAAAAUGUAAUGUUUAACUGUAAAAAUAAA
This is a messenger RNA of Pelodiscus sinensis (Chinese soft-shelled turtle), 3605 nucleotides long. It is a transcript of the gene LRTM1, whose product is annotated as leucine rich repeat transmembrane protein 1. Lineage: Eukaryota; Metazoa; Chordata; Testudines; Trionychidae. Gene Ontology annotation, molecular function: protein binding. The record is from RefSeq and is a predicted model, not a curated record. Gene Ontology annotation, biological process: positive regulation of synapse assembly; axonogenesis.